AUGGAACAAUUAAUCGACGCCCAGCGGGAACUGCACGGGCGCAUAAAGCGCUCUACGGAGAACCUUCGGAAGGUGGGGGCAGCCAAGAUCACGGAGUCGCAUGUCCGCUCGACCUUGUCGCUUCUGGAAAAUAAAUGGGCUAAGUUUGAAUCACAGCACCGCAAGCUGUUGGAUGAGUAUCGCAAGGACCUUGCGACCCAUGAAUACCUCACCGGCUAUUAUCUCGACGAAGUCGAGGCCACGUAUUUGGCGCAGCACGGUCACCUGUCGGAGUUGCUGCGGUCCUUCACCGCGAACCAGCCACCUGCAGACGAGCCUCAUCCUGUCAAAUCGGAGUCGACCUCGUCGCGCAACACUCUGCCGAGGAUCGACAUUCCGCAUUUCUCAGGAAAAUUCCAGGACUGGCCGGGUUUCCGUGACUUGUUUCAGUCCAUGGUGAUCCGAGAGCCCUCCCUGUCUAAGGUGGAGAAGUUGCAUUACCUGAGAACCAGCGUGGACGGAGAUGCGGAUCGACUGAUUCGCAACUUACCUACCACCGAGGAAAAUUUCGAGCGGGCUUGGGAAAGCGUAAAGUCUCAUUACGAAAACAAGAGACUUCUGGUGCGCGCUUACCUGACAACCUUCACGUCUUUACCUCCGAUGAAGUCCGAUUCCGUCGAUGACCUUCGUGCGAUCUUCCACGGGGUCGUGACCACCGUCGGCGCCCUGGAGGGCAUUGGCCGCCCGAUCUCUAAUUCCAUGGACCUGUUCGUGCAUCUUGUGGUGGAAUUACUGGAUCCCCGAACUCGGCUGGCGUGGGAGUCGUCCUUGGGGCGUUCUGCGGUGCCGCCCUCCUACGAGGAGCUCCAUGACUUCCUGCAUGAGCAGCUGGUGACACAGGAGGUGUUCCGCAUCACGAAGCCUGGGGUGGACUCCGGGAAGCCCGCGGGAAAGCAGAUCAAGCACGCUCGUUCCAACGUUUCCCGCAGAUCCAAGGUCGAGUCUCGUGGGCAUUGUCCGCUCUGCAAGGGAGAUCACUUCGUCAUGACCUGCGAGCAGUAUAAGCAGAAGUCCGCUCGAGAGCGUCGAGAUCUGGCCAAUGCUCACCGACUCUGCUGGAAUUGCCUCGGUCGCCACCAGGUUAGCGAUUGCCCCUCCACCAGAAACUGCGGUAAGUGCUCGGCACGACACAACACUACGCUGCACGACGCAUUCGCGACGUCCUCGCUCGCGGUCGCGGCGGCGGCCCCGGCGGCCGCCGUUCUCGUCGCAGGACCGCCCUCCGUGGAGAGCGCCGCGGUGCUCCUUGCCACCGCCCGUGUUUUUGUGUCGGACCGCACGGGUACUCGACAUCCGGUGAGAGUGCUAAUUGAUCCGGGCUCCGAAACGUGCAUGAUUGCGGAGUCGCUAGCUCAGCGCCUGCGACUUCCUCGCACCCCCAAUUCCGUGGCGAUUUUCGGCAUCGGGGGUCAACAGACGGGCGUAUCGCGCGGACGAAUCGCCCUGUCGCUCGUCUCGCGCACCGGGAAGGCCACUCUGGAGAUCUCAGCUCUUGUAUUCCCGCGGUUGACGAUCUACGGCACUUCGGUUGAUCGGGGCUCACGGGCGUGGCCUCACCUGGACGGACUGGAGCUGGCGGACCCGGAAUUCUGCAGCCAGGACUCCGUCGAGUUGCUGCUUGGCGCUGACGCUUACGCGCACAUCGCGCUGUCCGGUCUGCAGAAGGGUGGACCACAGGAACCUAUCGCGCAGAACACGUCGUUCGGUUGGGUCAUCCUCGGCACUGCCGGCGCUUCUCGUGCUGUCUCCGCGGUUUCUUCGAUGCAGUGCUCGUCGCUCGACGAGUUGACCGCCCUGGUGCGUCAGUUCUGGGAGCAGGAGGAGCCACCACGCCCGGCCGUGCCUCUCACGGCUGAGGAACAGAAGUGCGAGGAGCACUUCGAACGCACGCAUUCGCGCGUGCCCGGCGGACGUUACCGGGUGCGCCUGCCGGUCCGAGACUCUCUUCCGGAUCUCACUGCCUCGCGUCUCCCCGCCUUGCGGAUGCUGUCCGUGAUGGAGCUCCGCUUCGAGAGGGACGCUAUCCUGCGUGAUCGCUAUCACGACUUCCUCCGCGAGUACGUCGCCCUGGGCCAUAUGUCCCCUGCGUCACCUCUGCUUGCUCCUCGCCCUUCGGUGUGCUACCUGCCGCACCACGGCGUCUGGAAGGGGGAGGGUGACAGCGCAAAGAUCCGCGUGGUCUUUAACGGGUCUGCCCGCGUCCGCCCGGGAACGUCCCUCAACGAAUGCCUCUUCCCGGGCCCGAACCUGCUGCCGUCCCUCGCGGACGUAUUGACACGCUGGCGACGACAUCGCUUCGUGGUUGCCUCUGACAUCGAGAAGAUGUACCGGCAGAUUCUGGUGCACCCUGAGGACCGGGACCUCCAGCGAAUACUGUGGAAGGAAAAUAAUUUGUUAACCGAGUUUCAGCUCAACACGGUGACGUACGGUCUCAGCAGCGCGCCUUACCUGGCGAUCCGUGUGCUCCGACAGUUGGCCGCCGACGAGGGGUCGACUUUCCCUAGAGCCGCGGAGGCCCUGAGACACGACGCCUAUAUGGAUGACAUCCUGGCCGGCGCUGCCAACCUGGCCGAUGCGAGGCGUCUGCGACGAGAAUUAACGUCGCUGUGCACGGCGGGCGGUUUUCCCCUGCGAAAAUGGACCGCCAACUGCGCCGCGCUUCUGGAAGACGUACCCGCCGAGCACCGAAGUCCGCGCGCAGCGGAUGACUUCUUGCCGGUUGCCGAACAUUCGGUGCUGGGUCUUCGCUGGAAUCCGGAAAGCGACUGCUUUUCACUUAUCGUCCGGCCCCCUCCGGCAGUGGCGCCUACGAAGCGGUCGCUGCUGUCUGCCUCGGCGCGGCUGUUUGACCCGCUGGGGUGGUUGGCGCCGGUCACCGUCCUCGCCAAGCUGCUGAUCCAGACGACCUGGUUGCAGCAGUUGGAUUGGGACGCCCCCUUGGCCGCGACCGAGGCCGCCGCCUGGUCCCGGCUCGAGGCCGAGCUCCAUGACCUGGAGGCACUGCGGGUGCCCCGAUGGUUUCGAGGCGAUGAUCCCACGGUGCGGAUCGAGCUUCAUGGCUUUUCCGACGCGUCGGAGAGAGCGUACGCCGCGGUGGUGUACCUUCGCUCGUCGUCGGACGGGGAGACGUCUGUCUCCCUCGUGUCGGCAAAGACCAGAGUGGCUCCGCUGAGGCGCGUGUCGCUGCCCCGUCUGGAACUCUGCGGGGCCGCUCUCCUCGCUGGACUGGUCGACCACGUGCGGUCGACCUUGGACCUGUCGGACGUGCCUGUUCACCUGUGGACAGAUUCGACGGUUACCUUAGGCUGGAUUCGGGGGCACCCGGCGAGAUGGACAACCUACGUCGCCAAUAGGGUCGCCGAGAUACAGCGCUCGGUGCCAACUGCCCGAUGGCAUCACCUACCUGGCCGGAUCAACCCCGCGGACUGCGCUUCUCGCGGGAUGCCCCCCCGAGAACUGCUCUCUCACACGUUGUGGUGGGACGGGCCGGACUUCCUGCGCAGAGAUGCUUCGCUGUGGCCGGGGGAGUCUGAACCGCUGGACCCAAGCGACCUCCCGGAGCGGCGACCGCUUCCGUGCCUCGCGACCUCGAGGGCGCCCGAACCGGAGGAGCUCACCCGUUUCUCCUCGCUGCGGAGAUUGCUGCGGGUCACUGCCUGGAUGCGUCGAUGGUCUCGGCUUAGCGUGACCGGGGCUGCGGAGUCGCCGGUGGGAUCUGCCUCCUUGGAUGUCGAGGAGUUGCGCCUGGCCUUGGAGUGCUGGCUCAGGGUGGUGCAGGGCGGUGCCUUCCCUCUGGAGCUCACGGCCAUCGCUGCGGGUCGGGCGCUCCACGCUGGGAGCUCGCUCCGGCGUCUCGGCCCGAUGGUGGACUCCCGUGGAAUCUUGCGCGUGAGUGGCCGCCUAAAGCAUUCACUGCUCGACGUAGAGCAGCGACAUCCGGCGAUUCUGCCUCCGGAGUCCCAUCUGACCUUGCUGGUCGUCGGUGAUAACCAUCGACGAACACUCCACGGCGGCACUCAGGCGACGCUGGCGGCGAUUCGACAGCGGUACUGGAUCCCCCGGGGACGACAGCUCGUGAGGCGUUACAUCCAUCGUUGUACGCGCUGCGCCCGAUGGCGGGCGGCGACCCCGCAGCCUAUGAUGGGCAGUCUGCCUCGAGCACGAGUCACGCCUGGACGUCCCUUCCUGUGCACAGGAGUGGACUUUGCUGGCCCGGUGCUGCUCCGGACCAGCCGGGGUCGCGGCCAUAAAGCGUACAAGGCGUUCCUGGCCGUGUUUGUUUGUUUCAGUUCCCGGGCGAUUUAUUUGGAGGUAGUAAGUGACUACACGGCGGAUGCCUUCCUGGCGGCCUUCCGCCGCUUCGUGUCUCGUCGGGGUCUGUGCCGGGCUGUCUACAGCGACUGUGGCACCAACUUUGUCGGCGCGGACUCGCAGCUCCGCGCCCUCUUCGAGCCAGCCAGUCGAGAAGUCCACCGAAUACUGGGGAGCCUGGGGACAGACGGAAUACAGUGGCACUUCAAUCCACCGGCUGCACCGCACUUUGGUGGGUUGUGGGAGGCCGGCGUCAAGUCGGUCAAACACCACCUUCGCCGAGUGAUAGGGGAGACAAAACUCACCUUCGAGGAAAUGUCGACGUUCCUGGCUGAGGUGGAGGCGUGCCUCAACUCCCGGCCGCUCCAGGCCUUGACGGACGAUCCUGACGACCUUGGGGCCCUCACCCCUGGACACUUCCUGGUGGGCGGCCCGCUGAACGCCAUCCCCGAGCCUGCGUUGACCGAGGUGCCGACCAACCGGCUGAGCCGCUGGCGGCUGCUUCAGGCUAUGCGUGAUCACCUGUGGCAGCGGUGGACGCAGGAAUACCUACAGGAGCUGACCCCACGUCCAAAGUGGUGGCGGACUACGCCAAACUUGAAGGAGGGUCAGCUGUGCCUCCUCCGGAACGAGACGACACCGCCAACCCGCUGGCCGCUGGCGCGAAUCGUGCGCCUGUAUCCUGGCGACGACGGGCAGAUUCGGGUCGUGGAAGUGCGGACACCUGCUGGGACGCUCACCCGGCCCGCCGUAAAAAUUGUGCCGCUGCCUGCUGCCGACGCCGAUGCCGCGCCUGAAUAG
Monomorium pharaonis (pharaoh ant) is the source of this 5151-nucleotide messenger RNA. RefSeq lists its product as uncharacterized. The transcript has a single exon. Gene Ontology annotation, molecular function: nucleic acid binding; aspartic-type endopeptidase activity. Bases 1 to 5151 code for a protein of 1716 amino acids. NCBI's taxonomy places the organism in Eukaryota, Metazoa, Arthropoda, Insecta, Hymenoptera, Formicidae. Gene Ontology annotation, biological process: proteolysis; DNA integration. The record is from RefSeq and is a predicted model, not a curated record.